Erythranthe guttata (spotted monkey flower) is the source of this 1571-nucleotide messenger RNA. RefSeq names its product Putative adipose-regulatory protein (Seipin). Gene Ontology annotation, cellular component: endoplasmic reticulum membrane. The record is from RefSeq and is a predicted model, not a curated record. Lineage: Eukaryota; Viridiplantae; Streptophyta; Magnoliopsida; Lamiales; Phrymaceae. Gene Ontology annotation, biological process: lipid storage; lipid droplet organization.
UGAGAAUGAUGAGAUAGAGAGAUGCAGAAAUGAUGAGUACAGACGACAGGUGUCAUGUCGUGGAUGUGCAUGUCUUUUCGUAGUUCCUCCAUUACAUUACAACUGGACUUGCAAAUUAAUAUAUUACUAAUAUUCAUGAACAGAUGUUAGCUAGUUUCAAAGUUUUGAGUUAGAGAUACCGUCCGUCCGUCAAUGGAGUCCGGUGGUGAGGAUCAGGUUGACAACUACGAUGAGAAGCAAGUGGUACCACCACCACCACCCACCUUCCCCAACCCAUUGAUCAAUUUUGCGACUAAGCUCCUCUCUCUUCAAGCCGAUAUCUUCCUUUCCCCUUUCGACUUCUUCUUCCACAGUGAACCCAAAGACCACCACUUCCACUUCCAGCCGUCUGCCCCACCGCCAUCUUCCACGGCUGCUCGCCUCCUGCUAGGGAGGAGGAUUGCUAUGGGUCUGCUGGCGGCUGCCUAUGUGUGCGUCUUGCUCAUGCUAGUGAUGGUUGUGGCUGCGGUUUUGGGUUUUGGAUUGGUGGGUGCGUGGGCGGAGGAGCCUAUUUAUGUGAGAGAGAGUUUGCACUUUGACUACACAAAUCCUCAUCCAACUUCUCUCUUUUCUUUUGAUCCUUAUAAUUACAAUUAUAAUUACCAAGGAGUUCCUGUUGGCCACACUCUUUAUGUUUCUCUCCUUCUUCUCAUGCCUGAAUCAGAUUACAACAGAGACCUUGGCAUUUUUCAGUUGAGUGCUGAAUUAUUGUCCGUUGGAGGAGAGUUAGUCGCAAAAUCGAGCCAUCCUUGUAUGUUGCGGUUCAGAAGUUGGCCCGUCAGGCUAACUCGAACAUUUCUUAUGGGUGUACCCUUGUUGUUAGGGAUGACCACCGAAACUCAGAGGUUAACAUUCCCAAUUCUGAAACACAAAGAAACUAGCUAUCCAAGGACAGCGGAUGUCCGGAUAACCUUAAUUCCACGAGCUGGUACUUCAUCACUCCCUCAGUUUUACGAUGCACAAGUGCUCAUAAGAUCAAGACCUCCUUGGACCAAAGAAUUGGUGUACAAGUGGAAAUGGACAUUCUCCGUUUGGACAACAAUGCAAAUAUUUAUCUUUCUUGUUAUCACACUUGUUUUCUUCCUAAAGCCUCUUAUAUUUCCUGUCAUGGCAUUUCCUUUUGGGAAGCUGGAACAAGAUGAUUCAUAUUCAUCAGCUGUCGACUCAGAUCAAGAGGCCUUGGGUACAAGGAGAGAUGAGAGAGAGGUGUCGGAGUCUCUGAGGCGAUGGCAGCGGAGUAGAAGUAAAAGAAAGGCCGCCCUUCUUCACAGGGUAGUGCCGCCCGAGACUAGUGGUGGUUCGUCUGCUUCUAGCAUGACUGUUACUCAGGGUCUUGAUUUUGAAGAGGGCAGUGGAGAUUCUGAAUCUGUGUGUUACAGAUGAUGACUCUGAUAUACAUAUUUGCUCUCUUUACUUUUUCUAGCAACAUUCUGCUGUAGAGACUAGGAUAGUUUUGCGCUAUAUAUGUACUAUAGGAUAGUUUCGCGUUAGCAUCCCUACUUCUGCGUUAUAUAUGUACGUACAUGUUUUCU